Molecule: messenger RNA, 1053 nt
Organism: Cordyceps fumosorosea ARSEF 2679
Lineage: Eukaryota; Fungi; Ascomycota; Sordariomycetes; Hypocreales; Cordycipitaceae
Exons: 3
Coding region: 1-1053 (350 amino acids)
Source: RefSeq, a predicted model, not a curated record
AUGGCCGCUGCUACCCGCCCGCCCGCCAACGCCUUCGUCGCGACUAUGCGCAGGGUAUACAACCCGAUUGGCUUCGGCAAGGGCUACAACUUCGUCCUGUGGUUCAUCUUCUGCGGCGCCCUCUUCGGCUUCUGCCUCGCCCGCUUCAUGUACCUCGACUUCGGCAACGUCUACUGCCCGUUGGACGACGCCGGCGGCCCCGACUCGGCCGGCCCGGGCGAGUGCUACUCGUAUCGGACGCAUUCGGUCUACCUGGUCGGCAUCAAGCUGCAUCUCUUCACCAUCAUCCCCGGCGCCUUCCUGGCGUGCUUCCAGUUCGUCCCUUUUAUCCGGCUCAACUACAUCCUCGUUCACCGCGUCAACGGAUACUUGGUCCUCCUGCUGAGCGUGGCGGGCACCGUUGGUGCUCUGAUGAUUGCGCGCGUCGCGUUUGGGGGUGGCAUCGAGGUCCAGACGGUCACAGGGCUGCUCGCCAUCAUGUUUCUCUUCUCCCUGGGCACUGCCCUGUACAACAUCAAGAAGCUGCAGCUGGAGCAGCACCGCGCGUGGAUGCUGCGAGCCUGGUUUUAUGCCGGAAGCAUCAUUACUUCCCGAAUGAUCAUGAUCAUCAGCGCCAUGAUCAUCUCCAAUGACGGCCCGUACUAUGAGCCGAUGAGCUGCGCCAAGCUCGCGACGUUCUACAACAACGUCACAGCUCUGGAAGCCUCCCACCCGGCUUGCGUUGACCCUUCGGCAUGGUCCAUCGCCCGGGCCAGCAUGUCGGGGGGAGCAGAGAACGCCGCUGCGUCGCUCAGCCUCACGUUCGGAGGCGGUGUGUGGUUGGCGCUGGCGAUACAUGCUAUCGGAGUGGAAUUUUAUCUGCAACUUACACCGGCCGAGAGUGAGAGGCUUCGAAAGAUUUCGUACCAGCGUCAGUUAGAAGCCGGAUUCUCGAAACCAGGUCGUGCAGGCUCGACCGCGGAUCGCCUUGGUGAUGCCAUCCUCUGGAGUCCCCAGUCCCAGUCGGCUACUUCCACCUAUCUCGGCGAAUUGGCAUCGGAAGACGGCAAAUAG